AUGAAUCAUCAUAAUAUGAUUCCAAAUUCAUUUGAUGAAAAUGAAAAAGACGAGUUAAAAGAUAAUAAAUUAUUAAAAAAUUUUUCUGUUGAAAAAUCAUCUUCAAAUUAUAUUGUUACUAAAACAUUAAUAGAAAAAGAAAUAACAGAAAAAGUUGUAGAACGUAAAAGAAAUAUUAGUGAAAAUACUAUUAAUAGAAGAUUUUCUUCAACUGGUUCAUUUAGAAAAAAACAUUAUCACAAAGAUAAUCAAAAUAUUAUUGAUAAUAAUACAUCAAAUUUAAAUCAUUUACUAGAAAAUACAGAAAUAAUUUGUACUGGAUCUAAAGAUCAUUGUUUUUUAGUAAUAGAUUCAAAUUAUGAAGAAAAUAAACUACCAUUGAAACAUUUUUGGAUUAAAAAAAUUGAAGAUAAAAUAUAUGAUAUAAAUUCAUGUAAAAAGUUUUUAAAUUUAGGAAAUAAUAUUACUUUUACUGAAACAGAAACUUUUGAUUUUUAUGAAGAUAUGACAAUAUAUAAUUCUCCAUCUUAUAGAACAAAAAGUAUGGAUCAAAAUUUAGCUCAUUUAAUUGAAGGUAAGGUAUGUAAAAUUCGUGAAACAAAUAACAGAAGACAUACUGGAGUUAUUUCAUUAAAUGGAUUUGAAUUUUUUCCACUUGAUUUUGAUGUUGAUAAUGAUUUAACAGAUAUACAGGUUUAUGCUUCUAUAAGACAACAUAUUCUUGAUGGAAAAAUGAACGAUGAUUUGGAAAAAUAUUUUAAAAUGAUAAAAUAUGAAAUUAAUAAUGAAUCUAAUUCAUAUGAAAAGAAAACUAAAUAUUCAAAAUAUUUAGAAAAAUUAUUUAAAACAUUUUCAAAAGAAGAUUAUCCAUUAUUAAAUAAAGAAUUAGAAGAUAUUAUUACUGAAAAAUCAAAGAAAAAUAAUGAUAUUAUAGAACAAUCAGAUAAAAUUGUAGUAUCUAGUGAACCUAUAAAGUCAGAUAAUUAUGACUAUAUUACUAAUAAUAUAAAUAAUGAUGAUAAAAACAAAUACAAGGAAAUGAUUAAAAAUGAUAACAAUUCAUUAAUUGAUUCAUUUGUCAACAUGAAACAUAUUAAUGAUACUGAUAUAAAUAAAAAUCAAAUGUUUGAAAUAACAAAAUUAGCUCCAAUUAAAGAAUUUGAAAAUAAUUUAUUAAAAAAAUAUGGCAUUGUUGAAAAAACAUUAUCUUUUAGUAGCGAGACAACACAAUCGACUUCUCCUGAUCAAGAUUAUAGAUAUGAUUUUGAAACAAAAAAUAAUAGUUGUUAUGAAAUAGAAAAUGAUUUAUCACAAAAUUCACCAUUUAUUUUAAAUGAAUCAGAUCUUUCUGAUAUGAAUAGUGAUGGUGAGAAAGAAAUUAAAAAUUUGCAUGAAACAAAAAUACAUAGUGAGGAAAAAUUGUAUGAUAGAUAUGAAAAUAAUAUGUCACAUUAUACAUCAGAAGAAAUUGAUUACAAUGUAGCAACAAAAACUGUUCACAAAACAAUUUUAGAAGAAAAUAAUACUGAUAAUGGUAAAUGUAUAGAGGAAGAAAAUUUUUCAAACAAAAAUAUUAAUAAUUAUAAGAGUAAAACACAUACAAAUGUUUAUUCUUUAGAUUCACAUUCCAGUUCAAUUGACUAUAGUGCAAAUAUUAUUUCUAAUAUUGAAAAAGACAAUAAAUUAAUGUCAAACAAUAAUAAUUAUUCAAAUAACUUUUCUAAUAUGGACACUUUUGAAGAUAAUAUUAAUACUACUAUUCUUUCUGAUCCAUUUAUAUCAAAUACCUCAAUGUAUAAUAUUUCUUUAAUUGAAAAAAAUAUAACAAAUAAAUCUUUAGAGAAUAAUUCUUUAUAUAUAUAUGAUGAUGAAGAGAGACAUAAUACUAAUAUAGAUGAAAAAUUAUGUUUUGAUGGAGAAAAAUUUUAUAAUGAUUAUAAUUUUAUUAAUGAAAAUAAUGUAAUUUCAAAUUUUUUAACAAAUAAUAAAGAUAAACAAAUGAAUGUAGAAUGUACCAAUUCAAAAAUAAAUAAUUCAAUUGAUAAUAUGUCUUCAAAUAUAAUAAAUGAUGCAAUUAAUGAUUCUAUAAUGAAAACUACCGAUGAUAAAUUAUAUUUCUAUGAUACUAGAAAGACCAAUGAAACAGAUGUUAGUAAAAUUGAAUGUCAUACUUCUGUGUCUAUUACAGAAGAUGAAUAUUAUACAACUAAAAUUGAAAAAAUAUCUAUGAUUCAGGAUGAAAAAAAAAUUCAUCAAGAAAACAAUGAUAAAAUAUCUAAAAUUAUUAAUAAACAAUUAGAGAAAGAUGAUAUAAAAUGUAAUAUUAAAUCAUCUGAAGAAAGAGACAAUUUAAAGGAUAAUAGUGUUUAUUACAAUAAAAAUACAAUAUAUGACUCUGGUGAUUCAAGCAACAUAUCUAACAUUGAUCAUAGAAUAAAAAGAAAAAGAUCCAUUUCUUGUAAUGAUUCAAUAUUUCAUAAAAAUAUUAAAAAUUCAGAUGAAUUCUUAUAUAUUGAUGAUGAAAAAUUUAAGAUUGUUGAGAAGACAACUGUCAUAAAAGAGUAUUUCAAAAUAAAAGAUGACUCAAAUUUUCAAAUACCUUCAAAAAAACUUUUAAAAGACCUUGAUCACAAAAAAGAUUAUACAUCAAUUGAUGAUAAUUUAAAAGUUACCUCUUCUUCUAAACAUGAAAGAUCCAAAUCAACAAAUUGGGAUUUUAGUAAUUCAAAAAAUUAUUCAAAUUCUGAUAAAGACAUUUCUAAAGUAAGAAGAUAUAGGUCAUCUUCACAAAGUAAUUUAAUUAAAGAGAAUUUCUUAACUGAUUCAUUAUAUAAAAAAAAAGGAACAAUAAAUACAGAUUGUAAAAGUAUUUACAGAAGUUCUGGAAGUUUAACAAUUGUUGACAAUCAUAUUUAUAAAAAGUCAUCAUCAGAAAGAAUAAUUGAAAACAAAACUAAUAAACAUAUUUUUGUUAAAGAUAACAAAAAUGAAAAAAAAUUUAUUUAUAACAACAAUGAAUUGGAAAGUUUUGAAAAUAUUGAAUUAGUAUAUCAAACAAAUAAUGAUGAGUAUUCUUUUAAAAAUAGUAUAAAAACAAAAUAUCCAAAAAAUGUUAAGGAACACAUUAAAAAUUUAGAAAAAUACCAUGAUAGUAAUAUAUCAAAUAUAAAUUCAGAAGAAAAAGAUGAAGUUGAGGAAUUAAAAAGCUUUUCACUUACUAAACAACAUGAAAAAGGAAACAACAAUUUAUUUUUUCCUAAUACUAAAAUAGAAAAGGAUAUUUAUAAAAAUAUUGAUAAAAACAUCAAUGAUAAAUCAGAUGGUGACUUUCCAUAUGCAUUAGAAAAAGAUAUACCAAUAAAAUCUGAAGAAAUAAUAAAAAUGAAUAAAUAUAUAAGAGGAGAUAAUUGUUUAUCUAAAAAUACAAAUAAUGAUAAAUUAAAGUUUGAAAAAGAAGAUAUGAAUGAAACUUUAAAAAAUAUAAAACAAUUUAAUAAACCAUUAUUUUCAACAAGUAAGGAUAACAAAAUGGAAGAUGAAAUUAUAAGUAAAGAAGUUAAAAGUGUUGAAAAAGAUAUUUGUGUUUUAGAUAAACCAUUGCCUGUACCUGUUACACUAGAAAAUUGGGAAUAUGAUAGUUGUUUUAGUGACGAUCAGUCAAGUAGUAUUCAUAAUUUGAUGAAAAAUCAAAAUUUUGAAAAUAUUUCUUUAUCCAAUUCAAUUUCUCCAAUAAUGUUUCAUAAUAAUAAAACAUUAGAGGACAAUAAACUAGUAAGUUAUGGAAAUGAAGAGGAUAAAUUAAUAAAAAUACCAGAAAAUGAUAUUGAUAAUAAAAACAAUUUAUUGGAAAAGAAUUUUACAAACAUUAGUCAACAAAAAAUGCCUAUUUCAGGAGAUGAAAAAGAAAAAUUGAUAAAUACAGAAAUAUUUAUUCUUUCUAAAUCUCUUGAAUUAGAAGAUGAAAAAUUAGUGUUAAAGAAUGAUAAUUGUGACAAAAAUUUAUUACAUUUCCGUAAUAAUAUCAACAAAAGAGAUUAUAAUACACUUAAAAACAACCAUAAUACAAAUAUUGUUGAUGGGAGUGUUAGUGAUAGUAUUGAAACAUCCCUUGUUGAUAUAGUAAAGAAAGUUAAAGAGCAGAAUGGAAUAUAUAAAUAUAAUGACACAAAGCGAAAAACGCACAAAGAUAUUGAGGAAACUAAAAAUAUUGAGGAUUCGCCAAUUCAGGAAAUUAAUAAAUCUGUUUUCGAUAAUUUAAAAAAAACAUUCGAUAUCAGUAAAAAUCAUAGAUAUUUAAAUACAAGAAAAUCAAUUAAUUCAAACGAUAGUACUUCAUCAGAAGAUUUUAGAAAUUCACCAAUAUUUAAUAAAAUACAAAAAUCAGAUAAAAAUAGAUUUAAAGAAUAUAAUAAGGAUAAAUAUAAUAAUUAUAAAGUAGAAACAUCUUCUAAUUUAUCAUCUGAUUUUGGCGAACCCUAUUACCAUAGUUCUUUCAAAUUAUCAACAAAUCAUUCAAAAAUAGUAUUUGAUAAACCAAUUCCUUUGUUUAGUCAACAACUUUAUAGAGAAAUGACAAGUAAUACAAGAGAUUCAUCACCUAGUAGUAUUUCAUCAGAACAUUGUAAUGAACUUAUAAAUGUUGAUGAAAACUCUGUUCUUCGUAAUUGGAAUCCAGAAAAAUUAAUUAAUCAACUUUAUAAGAUUGAUUAUGAACCACAUAAAGAAUCAAAAAGAAAUCGUUUUAUAAAUAUGGAAGGACAUUUAGAAGUACCAAAUACUGAUACUAAUAUUAUACCUGAACUUGAAAAAAGUUGGAAACGUCGAUAUUUUAAAACAAAAGAAGGUCGUUUAACAUGGUAUGCAACUCAUUAUGCUGAUGAGAAUCCUGAAGGAGAUAUUUUGUUAUCUGGAACUGAUAUUGAAUGUGACAAAAAUGAAGGAAUUUUUUUCAUUCAUGGAGGAAUGGAAAAUGCUAAAAUAAAAGUAAGAGUUCCAAGAGAACCUGAAGGUUUAUUUGAAAAAUGGAGAAGAGCAUUAUUAAGUCAUUCUUCAUCAAGUAUUCUUGAUGCAUAUGUCCAACCAAUUGCUAAAAAAAUACCACAUUCAAGUGAAAAAAUUGUUAUUCUUGAUUUAGGAUCAUGUUCAAUAAGAGGAGGUAUUUUAACAAAAGAACCAUCAUUACCACAAUCAUUUUUCCCUGCUAUUGGUGUUUAUAAAAAUGAUGGAAGUGUUGUUGUUGGAUUAGAAGCAUUAAAACCAGAAAAUAGACACAAUGGUGUUUUACAUCAACCAAUUCCAAAUUCAGAUUUAGCUAUUGAAAAAUAUAAAAUUAAUAAAACAAUAUUAAAAGCAUGUAUUAAUAAAGUAAUAAAUGAUUUGAAAAUUGAUCCAACAAAAUAUAAGGUAUUACUUUCAUUACCCCAAAAUAUUCCACCAAUACUUCUUGGGGAUAUACUCAAAUUACUUCUUGAUCAAGGAUAUUUCAAUGGAGUAUCAGUAACAAGACAACCAUCUUUAAUUCUUUAUAGUUAUGAUGUAACAACAGGUGUUGUUGUAGAUAUUGGAGAAAGACUUAAUAUUGUUCCAGUAAUUGAUGGUUAUAUUGUUGAUAAUGCAGUAAUAAAUUUGCCUUAUGGAGCAUUACAAAUUGAAGAUUGUCUAAGAGUUAAAUUAAAUGAAACAAAUGAAGGUUUUUAUUCUUUUCAAGGUCCAGUUGAAAGAAUGAUUUUAAGAUACUUAAUGGAACAAGCAUGUUAUGUUUCAAAUAAUUAUGAUAAAGAAGUUAAAAAUUGUGGAGAAAAUGAGAAUGUUGAAGUUUCAUUAGAUGAUUUUGAACCAACAUCAAAUAUGAAGACAAAAUUUUUAAUUAAUGCUUCAAGAUUUAUAGCAACUGAAGGUCUUUUUAAACCAAGUAGAUGGGGUAUUGAGGGUAAAGGAUUACAUCAAUUAAUAAAUGAUGCUGUACAAUUAUCACCAAUCGACAGUCGCAGAACCUUAUAUAAAAACAUAUAUUUGUCAGGAGGUACAUCAUUACUUCCAAAUCUUGCUGAACGUCUUGAAAAUGAAAUUAUGAAACUAGUUCCACCAACAAUUCAUAUCCAAGUUCAUACAUCACCAUGGCGUUAUCAUGCUGCUUAUCUUGGUGCUCAAGUUCUUGCUUCAAGUUGCACUUUUGAUUCAAAUUGUGUGUCAAAUAGUCAAUUAACUGAAUUUGUUAAUCAACUUAAAAAUUCCGCCUUUUAA
Molecule: messenger RNA, 6243 nt
Organism: Strongyloides ratti
Lineage: Eukaryota; Metazoa; Nematoda; Chromadorea; Rhabditida; Strongyloididae
Product: Actin, alpha cardiac muscle 1
Exons: 7
Coding region: 1-6243 (2080 amino acids)
Source: RefSeq, a predicted model, not a curated record